UGGUUGCCUUUCAGUUUGUAAAGAACAUUUUGGCUGAGUAUGGUAUAUUCUUGGAAUAAAUCUAUUGUAUCUGCUUGGAUUCCUUAAAUGAAGUGUUAAACAAAUCUAUAUUGUACCUUCAGAGAGAAGCAUUUAAUAAUGGCUAUGGCAGCCUCCCCUUACGCUUCUACAGAGGAGACAACAAAUGCCUGUAGAACCUGUCGACUUCUCUUGGGUCCGUGUACUGAUCAACUUAGAGGUGUUUUACGUCAUUUUGUACCACCGUCUACAUUCCCACGCGUCAUUAAACAAAAUAUCAGUAAUCGUCCCCGUCUGACAGUACCACAGCUUAAUCUGAUUUUACCAAGAGGUAGUACUUAUACCGGAAACUACGAGGAUAUGGAUAUUCCUUUAUUGUACAUACUACUCCGAAACAUUUGUAGCAUACCGCCACACACCAAUGGUUGGGGAAAUGAUCCAGACCCUACAGACAGAUCUCUCUCUGCCAACAUUGAAAGGAUUCGGAUUGCCAGAAACCAGUGUGUUCAUUCUUCUAGUCCCGCCCUAUCCAAUGCUGAUUUCAACACAAUCUGGUCCACUGUCAGAUCAGCCGUUGUGGACCUUGAUUCUUUCCUACAUAACAGGAAUCAGUAUGAAAGAGAAGUUGAUUUUUUGAGACAUGAGACAAUGGACCCUGUCCGUGAUCUUUACUUCAUCGAAGAACUGAGAAUACAAGCAGCAGAAGACACGAUUACAAGAGAAAGAGUUCAUGGCCUAGAAUGUAAAGUAGAAGAGAUGGCUAAAAAUCAAAAUGUGAGAGAAAACACGAUGUUACAAAUUACGGGCAAGUAG
Messenger RNA from Saccostrea cuccullata (small rock oyster), 831 nucleotides. RefSeq lists its product as uncharacterized. The record is from RefSeq and is a predicted model, not a curated record. The coding region runs from base 139 to 831 and encodes 230 amino acids. NCBI's taxonomy places the organism in Eukaryota, Metazoa, Mollusca, Bivalvia, Ostreida, Ostreidae. The transcript is spliced from 3 exons.